Messenger RNA from Drosophila willistoni, 7245 nucleotides. RefSeq lists its product as uncharacterized. The coding region runs from base 11 to 7165 and encodes 2384 amino acids. Lineage: Eukaryota; Metazoa; Arthropoda; Insecta; Diptera; Drosophilidae. The record is from RefSeq and is a predicted model, not a curated record. Gene Ontology annotation, cellular component: membrane; extracellular region. The transcript is spliced from 14 exons. Gene Ontology annotation, molecular function: protein binding; chitin binding; serine-type endopeptidase activity. Gene Ontology annotation, biological process: proteolysis.
UUCAUUCACUAUGUCCAAGGGACUUUUGGGCCUUUGGCUUCUGCUGGCAGUGCUAAAUAGGCUACAGUGUUCGAAUGCUUAUCAAUCUGGUGGCAGCUAUUAUGAUGCUGGCCAGUCCGGGUUAUCAGCAUCAACGCAAUCAUCUUAUGGCGGCAGUGCCAGAAUUCAAGAGCAGCCCAUCUAUGAGCGCGAAUCGGCUUGUCCAGCGGGUUUUACGGGUCUAAAGCCAUAUCCUCAUGAUUGCCAUCGAUUCGUCAAUUGUUUCAAUGGACGUCCAACCAUUCAGACCUGUGCACCGGGCACUCUAUUCGACGCCAGAAACUUGCAAUGUGAUUCACCCAGCAAGGUAUCCUGUAACGGAGACAUUGCUGAAGCAGCUGCAGCAGCAGUGAAUUCCAAUCAAUCCAGUCGUUCGGCUCGUUUGAGACAAAUCAACACUGAACCCAAGUGUCCAGCUGGUGUUAAUGGAUUGCAUCCGCAUCCUUUUGAUUGCACCAAGUUCCUCAAUUGUGCCAAUGGUCAAACUUUUGUGCAGAGUUGCGGACCAGGCACAGCAUUUAGUGCAUCUCUUCUGAUCUGUGACUACAAGAACAAGGUGGAUUGUGGAGCUGGUAUCAGUGGUGGUGUUGCUGCAUCAGAGGCCUACGAAGGUGGCUACGAGGAAAGUAGUGGUCCGAGCUGUCCUCCGGGUGUGCGUGGCCUUUAUCCUCAUCCGCAUGACCAGCGUAAAUAUUUGCGAUGUGGCAUAGGUGUAAAGGCGCAGGUGGAGCAAUGCCCGGCCACCCAGAUCUUUGAUGGUCAACGGUUGGUGUGUGUUUUCUCUGCCACCGCCACCAACUCCCAAUUGUCUUCCGCUCUGUCUGAUCAACAUCUCAAUGAUCUGUUGUGCCCUGCCGGUGUGGUGGGUCUAUUUGCCCAUCCCUUUGAUCAGACCAAGUACUUGCAUUGCAAGGCGGGCAAAGUGGCCAUUCAGAGUUGCAUUCCGAAUUAUGUGUUUAGCAUACCGAAUGCAUACUGUAAGCUCAAGACGGAGGCCCUCUACGGUGAAUAUGUGGCCUAUAUUGUGUCAGUGGUCAGCUAUGAGUAUUCUCUGAUCUUAACCGCUUGUCCGGCUGGCACCGAUGGCCUCCAUCUUUAUCCCUACGAUGGCAACAAGUACAUACGUUGUUCCAAUGGCAAAAUGUCCAUACUGAGAUGUGAGCAGCAGAUGGCCUUCAGUUUGUCGCAGCGAAUUUGUCGGCCUCGUCGCCUCUUGGCUUCGGGUGACUAUGUAAGGUUCUUCGAGGAAUUGCAGGUGGAGCUGACGGGAGCCCAAAGCGGUAGCUAUAGCUAUCGGGAUAGCCAAGCCUUUCAGUCCUCGCUAUCGGCAUGUCCACGUAGCCUUCAAGGCAACUAUCCAUAUCCCUUUCACGGCGCCUACUUCAUCAGAUGCCAGAAUGGUUUACUUCAGGUGGAGUCUUGUCCACGAGGUUUUGUCUAUAGUUUGGGUCAGCGCAAGUGCGGUAAUCCUCGGGAACUUUCGGAGCACGACUAUUUGAGUUACUCACACAGAACAUUGCAAAUCUCUACUGACUUUAUGCAAGACUUAACCACAGUCACUUGUCCCACUCAGAUAAGUCAUGGCUAUUAUCCGCAUCCCUUCGAUUGCACCAAGUAUCUUAUAUGUCGGGAUCAACAAACGUCCGUGGCCAGUUGUGACCAGGGCACCGUUUUUAGCAUCUCCCAGCAGGUGUGCGUGGCCAGAGAUCAGUUGGCCGAAAAUGAUCGUGUUGAGUAUUUGAGUGAGACGCAACACGAGUUCUAUAACCAGGAAGAGGCAGAGGCAGAGGUGUCGGUGACUAGAGAGAACCAUCUCGGACAUCAACAUCAAGGUGAAGUCAAUUGUCCGCCUGGAGCUCAGGGACUUCAACCGCAUCCAUUCGAUUGCACAAAAUUCCUGAAUUGCGCCAAUGGUCAGACAUUUAUUCAAAACUGCGGCCCUGGCACAGCAUGGAAUAGAAUUUCCCAAGUCUGUGAUCACAAAGAUAAGGUGGCAGAAUGUCACACUGGGACGACAGCCUAUUCAUCACCGGGAACCAGCCACGGCUCCACUCUUAUCUCAGGAAACUCUGGAGUCUAUAUACCUUCAGCAUCUGGCUCCAGCUUCAGCUCCAUCUCUGGUAACGGUGCGGUCUAUUCACCUGCAACAUUCAGCUCCAGUUCCACUUCAACCUCUGGGAACGCUGGCGUCUAUUCACCUUCAGCAUCUGGCUCCAGCUUCAUCUCUGGAAACGCCGGAGUCUAUUCACCUUCAGCAUCUGGCUCCAGCUUUAGCUCCAUCGCUGGUAACGGUGCAGUCUAUUCACCCUCAAUAUCUAGCUCCAGUUCCACUUCUACCUCUGGGAAGGCUGGCGUCUAUUCACCUUCAGCAUCUGGCUCCAGCUUCAGCUCCAUCUCUGGCAACGGUGCAGUCUAUUCACCUGCAACAUUCAGCUCCAGUUCCACUUCAACCUCUGGGAACGCUGGCGUCUAUUCACCUUCAGCACCUAGCUCCAGCUUCAUCUCUGGAAACACCGGGACCUACUCACCUUCAACAUCCAGCUCUAGUUCCACUUCUAUCUCUGGGAACUCUGCUGCCUUUUCCUAUAAGCGUUUAAUAUGUCCCAGUUCAGUUUAUGGACUCUUCCCGCACCCCUUUGAUGGCAGCAGCUAUGUGAGUUGUCAAGAGGGUCAUACUCAAAUCCAGCAGUGUCCCUCUGGUCAUGUCUUCAGUCUGUCCCAAGGAUAUUGUGUGUACGAGCAACAUGUAGCUAGCUGGGAUCAUAUCACAGGGUAUCAGCGACAGGCCCAACAUCUGCAGCAGCAAGAAAUCGAUUUUCUGUUCUGUCCACAAGAUGGCCAUCAUGUGUAUCCCUUUGAUUGUUCCAAGUUUCUUAGCUGCGAGGGCAAUGACAUUCUACUAGUCAGUUGCCCACCCGGCGAACAUUUCAGCUUUUCGCAACACAGAUGCCAGGGAGUGGAGCAAGUGCAGCGACAGGAACGCCUCUAUACCAUAAGCGAACUGCUUAUCAUCUACGAAUGGUGGCAGCAGAUCAAAACUCAAUCGCUAGACGCCGCCAUUUUCUGCCCCAUGGGUUUGAGUGGCUCGAUACUUUUGCCACAUCCACGAGUGCCAAGCAAAUAUCUCACUUGUCCACAGUCGGCGGAACGGCGGCUGGCUUCGAUUUCGGAUUGCUCCCCAGAACAGAUUUUCAGUAUCUCGCGCAAGUUGUGUUUAGCCAGUGCUCUGGUGGCCCGAAAUGACCGAUGCGACUACAAUUACGAUGUUAUGAUAGAUCAGUCGUCCUAUGAGAGUCGUCAAUCGAAAGCCUACAAUGAAGGCAGGGGGGAAAGUGCCGGUGGUAAUCGUUGGAGCUCCAUGAAUAUGCAGCGUCCAGCUGGCAUUGGCUUCACAAAUUACCAUCAGCAGCAGCAGCAGCAGCAGGUUGGACAAGUGAAUCAGCAAUAUGGCGGCGAAGCAGGAGGCUGGUCUGGUCAUGGCACCUCUUUUACCCAUCGUAUACCCACACAGAGUGUGCUCUAUGUGGAAGGAUCCCUACAGCCGAAUCGUAAUUAUCCCAGUUAUAAGACUCCAUUGGCACCCAUGGCUCCUGCCUCUACAGAUCAUGUGUAUUACGCUAAUCCAGUUGUGGAAGAGGUCGAAGAGGAGGAGGAGGAUCAGCAGCAGCAGCACCAUAACCACCACCACCACCAACAACCACAACCACAUCAGUCACACUACUCACCCAAUAGUUUGUCACGUCAAGACUUUAGUAGAGAUUUGGUUGGAGCUGGCCAACAAUAUCCCAAUCAUGACUUGCCACCAUUGGCUCCUUUAGGCGGACAGCAACCUCUUGAUUUAGAUUAUACACCAGAUGCUGGACAGCAAUCAGUUGACCUAGACCAAAAUCUCACGCCACACAGUCCAUCACAUGACCAGUUUCCCAGUGAAACACAUCAGGAACCUGUAGAUUUAUAUGACCCGCCCGUUAAGGGUUUCCCUACGCCAUCCUCUCCGUUGCCUCACCAACCAGUUAUAGACGAGUCAAAUUUGUAUGGAGGCUUGCAACCUCCACCACCACCAGCACCAACUCCAGCAGCACAACCUUCUACCCCAUCCACAACACGUUUGCCUACAAAUCUUCGUACAUUUCCCAUCUAUCCACCCAUGGCCAAUGUUAGCUCACCGAAAGAGGUCAGGCCACCACAUUAUAGUCCUGGCUAUGCAGCUGUAGCUCAUUCCCAUAAUACAUCUUGGCAAAAGAUUCCGCCGCCAACUACUACACCAAAAGCUCAUGAUCCUUUCAUUCCUUCCGAGGAUAUCGAUGAUAAUUUGGAUGAGUUUGGAGAGAGCACAACUAAGAGGCAUGAUCUUAGUCCGCCUCCUUUUGAUCAUAAAUUUUACAAUCCCACAUUAAAUUCUAGAGCUGCUAAAGCAGAUUCCAAUUCCGAUCCUUCAAAUGAUCAACGGAUUUUCGGUGAGGCUUUGCGUCUAAUGCUGCGUCCCUAUUUCAAUCACAGUGGCAAUGCCCCGGAGAUUUUAGCCAAACAAACUGAAUCAGCCAUAGCUACGGUGAUAAGCAAGCCACCUACCUCUAGAACUAUUGCAUCCACAUCCACAACAACCACUCCCAGAAAUUCCAUACGACCCGACGAUGAUGUUGAACUCAUUGUGGCCGGCGAGCAGGAAAGCCUGGACAUUGAAACGAACGAAUCUGACAGCGACUCUGACUCUGUUGUUCCAGAUGCUGAGGAAACGACACACACUGAGCAGACCAUAAAUCCUACAACCUAUGCUUUUGGUGAUACACAAAAUGAUUUUCAUCGUGGCACACGCAAGGUGGACAUCGAUUCAAUGACGACCACAACCACCACAUCCAGCACAACUACCGCCACAAACAACAAAAACAACAACAACAACAAUUGGCAUACGCCGCACAAUCGUGAUUUUCAUAGGCGUCAUCCAAAUUUGCCCGAUCCAUUUGAGAAGCCGCAUUCUCACCAUCAGCAUCAGCACCACAACAAUCACCAUUACCAUAGUCCCCUCUAUCAUAGCCAGCAUCCCGAAUUGCUCAAUCCCUUUCGGCAAAAUCCCGAACAGAAUAGUCCUGACACGACGACUCCUGACAUAGUUCAUCAUCAGCAUCAUCACCCCGAUCAACGUUUGCCCAAAUCUUUUGACUCGCCAAAAGAUCAAGAUGAGGAUGAGGAUGAGGAAUAUCUACCCAAUCCUAACGCUGAGGAAACAACACCUAAAUCUCAAUAUCAGAUAUCCAUGCGUAGUAAUUUCCAGGAUAAUGACUGCGAAUUCGAUUGCGGCAAUGGCAAGUGCAUUAAACAAAAGGAAGUGUGCAACGGAGUGAAUAACUGUGGCCCGAAUCGCCGGGACGAGAGCCAGUGUCAACAUUUGGGCUAUCAGGUGCGGUUAACUGGCGGCGAGAACUCUCACAUGGGACGCGUUGAAGUUAAGGUCAACGGUCAAUGGGGUUACGUGUGUGAUGACAAGUUUGGUUUACGGGAUGCCGAUGUUGUUUGCCGCGAAUUGGGCUAUAAAAUGGGCGCACAAGAAGUGCGUGGCAAUUCGUAUUAUGCCCCACCUGAUCGCAACUUCAACUAUAUGAUGGACAAAGUGGAGUGCCAGGGUAAUGAGACAAUGCUCAAGGAUUGCCAAUUCAAGGGCUGGGGCAUUCACAAUUGCGGUGUCGAUGAAGUCGUAGGAGUAGUCUGCAAAGUUCCCGUGCUCAAGUGCCCGAACAACUAUUGGCUGUGUCACACCUCUAAGGAAUGCAUCCCACCAGCCUUUGUAUGCGAUCAUACAGAGGAUUGUGCCGAUAAAUCGGACGAGAGUGAAGCAGUUUGUAAGGCUCCCAUUGAGUAUCGUUUGGAGGGUGGACGCAAUCCAAGUGAAGGUCGCCUGGAGGUGAAGUACCAUGGUGUCUGGGGUAGUGUUUGUGAUGACGAUUUCAGUGCAAAGUCAGCGCAAAUUGCCUGCAAUUCUUUGGGAUACUAUGGAUCAGCCAAAAUCGAGAAAAAUAUCUUUGGUCCUGCAAGUGGACCCAUUUGGCUGGAUGAGGUCAUGUGUCAUGGCAAUGAAAGUAGCAUCGAUAAAUGCAGUCACUGGAAUUGGGGCGAACAUAAUUGCAAUCAUACUGAAGAUGUAAGUUUACGUUGUACAGCUGGGCCACCACCAACCCGGCAGCAGCGUCAGCAGAGUGUUCGCCUUCACUCAGUGGGUGGUGGCAGCCACAACAUCAAGGGAAGCCCAUCCGGGCAAAUUAGUCAUCCCGCCUUUACUUUAUCGGACAUUGGACUGUGGGAACGUUCCAGCAAGGCUCUACAUACGCCACGCCGUUGCGGCAUCUUCAAAGAUGAUCUAACCGAUGAGUAUGCCCAUCCUGAGGAGCGUGUGAUUAAGGGUAAUAUAGCGCGUCGCGGCCGACAUCCUUGGCAGGCCACCAUACGUACCCGUGGUCGUGGCGGCAUCUCAAGUCAUUGGUGCGGCGCUGUUGUCAUCUCUAAGCGUCAUCUUCUGACUGCUGCCCAUUGCCUGUACGGUCAUCCAAAGGGAUCCUACUUUGUGCGUGUCGGUGAUCAUUAUGCCAAUAUUGCUGAAUCCUCUGAAGUGGAUUCGUUCAUUGAGAACUGGUAUACACAUGAGAAAUUCCGCGAUGGUUCACACAUGAACAAUGACAUUGCAGUGAUUGUGCUUAAAACUCCGCUUAAAUUUAGUGACUAUGUCCAGCCAAUUUGCUUACCAGAAAAGAAUGUGCCUCUUGGCGAGAAUCGAACCUGCACCAUAUCAGGUUGGGGCUCCAUUAAGUCCGGUUUGUCCACUCCAUCCCAGAUUCUUAGAUCAGCUCAGUUGCCCAUUUUAUCUGAUGCCACUUGCAAACGCUCAAAUGUCUAUGGCGAUGCAAUGACCGAUGGAAUGUUCUGUGCCGGCUCCAUGGAUGAGAGUGUAGACGCAUGUGAGGGCGAUUCUGGUGGUCCACUUGUCUGCUCUGAUGAAGAUGGCGAAACUCUAUAUGGCAUUAUAUCAUGGGGACAGCAUUGCGGUUAUCAGAAUAGACCGGGAGUUUAUGUACGGGUUUGUCACUAUAUUGACUGGAUCUAUGAGAAAAUCAAUCACAGCUUGACGAAAUUCUAAAAAUCACAUUUCGGAUUUUUCAAAAAACAUUUAGAAUUUAGGACUAUGAACAAGAAUAAAGUCAAUUUGCUUAAAAUAUA